AUGUACCGGCACAGCUACGUUUGCAAGACCCGCACCGAGCAGUACAAGAAUGCGGAGCCAGACAACUUGGCGGAGGAUCGGCCGGGCACGCUCAGCCUGGCCGAGCUGCGGAGCCUCAGGGAGCUCGUGUCAGGCCACAUCCAGCGGGCUAGAGCACUCGAGCAGCGCCAAGCAGUUCUCCUAAGGCAACUGGACAACUUGCAGCUCCUGGGAGAGCCGUCUCACUGGGAGGAUACCCUGACCCGACAUGCUGAGGACAACCUCCAGCUUGUAGGGGACCUGGAGACUGAGCCUACCCAGCUGGAGCUCAAGGGCACAGAGGCACAGUGCGCUCUGGACGAGUUCCAGAGCAAAUAUGAAAAUGAAUGUGAGUGCAACCAGCUGCUAACAGAAAUGCUCAAGAAAUUAAACAAAAAAAUGGAGAAAAAUCUUCUGGAAAUUAAGACUUAUGUCAGCAUUCUGCAGUACAUCACACAGACUACCCCUCAAGCUUUUACCUUCACAGGUGGGAUAAACAAGGAGAAAUCUUUGACAGAACAAGUAGUGGCUGUCUUGCAAUGUGAAUUGGAAGAGUCGCAGGAGCUACUCUCAAUCCUCCAGGUGCAGAGAGCUGAGCUUCAGACCCAGACAGAAACCUUGGAUCAAGCUAUUACAGAUGCUCAUGAGUGUUACGACAAUGAGAUGCAGCUCUAUGAUGAACAGAUCGACUCUCUGCAGAAGGAGAUUGAAGAAAUAGACUGGAUCCUGGAGACAUCUUCCUACAAUUGCAGGCAGCUAUUGGAUGCUCAACAAACCCUGAAAAAUGACAUUGAGAAUGAAAACCACAGGUGUGGUCAGAGGAGAGCAGUUGAAAGAGUGCUUGGUCUCUUCAUUCUGAAUGUUUCAAUGAAAAAGGAGAUUACAGUUGAGCACAAAAUAGAAGACAGCCUACAAGACACAAAACAGACUCAAGUGGUACUUAAAGAAGAAUUCAAAUCUAAGUUUGAAUUCAGUGGUGAGGAGUCAAGCCUUCCCAUUGCAGAAGAGUCUCUCGAAGAUGUGCCAGAUGGAGGACAGAUAAGUAAAGCCUUUGGGAAACUAUGCAAUAUGGUCAAGGAGAAAGUGAGAGUUCCACAGAGUUUCGACAAAAGCAGCAUGGUUUUUUUCAGGGAGGAUGAUUCAAUGCAUUAUGGAAGCUGUAGGGACUCCUCCACUGAGCAGCUUCAGCUCUUCUUGGAGAAGGGAGAGCCCCAAGAGAGAAAGAAUGAAUAUUCUCUCAGUCAGCAUUCUGCAGACAAAAAGAUGGAGCUAAGUGCCCAAGAACACAAAGGCCACAGGAUGAAGUAUACUACACAGAAGGAAGAUGAGGAUUCUGAGAGACCCAGUUUAGUGAUCACACUUGGGCCAGAAGAAGCAUUCCAGUCUGAAGGGUCUGGAGGCAAGGAUGAAUUCGAGGGGCAUGAGCUAGAGAAGAGUUGUAUGCUGGAAAGAAGAUCCCCCCAAACUCUGGCUUGUGAGAAGGUGAAGGUGGUCGAAUCCAUUGAGAAGGUUUCCACAGAGUGCAUUCAGAGCUAUAAAGAAACUACUUGUAGUUGUGGAGACCAUGGUUGA
This is a messenger RNA of Suncus etruscus (white-toothed pygmy shrew), 1590 nucleotides long. RefSeq names its product beaded filament structural protein 1 (gene BFSP1). The coding region runs from base 1 to 1590 and encodes 529 amino acids. Gene Ontology annotation, molecular function: structural constituent of eye lens. Gene Ontology annotation, biological process: lens fiber cell development. Gene Ontology annotation, cellular component: intermediate filament; cytoplasm. The record is from RefSeq and is a predicted model, not a curated record. The transcript is spliced from 8 exons. Lineage: Eukaryota; Metazoa; Chordata; Mammalia; Eulipotyphla; Soricidae.